CCUCUAACGCCUUCUAAUAAAGAUGUUAAUAUGAUGACUGCACGAGGCCGAGUGUUGCAUUCACGUUGCGCUUAUAGGGUCUGGGUUUUUUCCUUCUAUGUAAAGCCAUGAUUUUCUUGUGUGUUUGUGGCCAAUGCGCAAACGUAGAGCUACCACAGAUUAGAAGCAAAAUGAAGCUGCAGUAAUAUAUUCAUAUAUGAAGUACUGACAGCCAAUCAGCUGCUACUAUUGCGUGAAAGAGGCGUGGCACGGAACUCCUGAAUAUCCAACGAGCGCGCUCCGUGGGUAAGGAGAAGAAGAGGCUCGGUGUGGUGUUGUUUUUGACUUUAAAAAGCUGCAUUUUCGGAGCUAAAAGGCUCAAAAUCAGCGAUAGUGUCGACUCCAGCGGCUAAACGCGGUUCUUGUGUUCCUGUUUUUCGGACGCAGCUCUCGGUAAAAAAAAGGCAGCGUCGCCUCGGUGUGCUCGGAGCUCGGCACGGAACAAUGCCUGGCGAAGCCGCGAUGGCAACGGAGCUCCAGCCCAGCGGUAAUACCGCUACAGCGUCACCCCAGAAGUCUUUCCCUUUUGUUUUAAAGAAAAUUAUGGACAUACCUCCUCCGAACAUCCUGGAUGAAGGAGAAGACGAAAUAGAGAAGGAGAAGCUGUGCUCAUCUGAAGAUGUGGAUGGAGGAGGGGCUGUGGCAACGAAUCCUGGUGGAGGCUCCAGAGGAGGUGGUGGUGGAAGUGGGGGCAGUGGAGGGGUAUCAGCCUCCCUGACCCCAGCCAUUUGGGAGAAGACCAUUCCGUAUGAUGGGGAGACAUUCCACUUGGAGUACAUGGACUUGGAUGAGUUCCUCCUGGAGAACGGUAUCCCUGUGACCCUGGAGGAGGAGGAGCUGCAGAAGACACUGACAGUUGAAGACAAAGGCAAAGUCAUUCCCAAGGCUAUUGCAGCAGCUACCACCACCACUCCUACUACUACUACUGAAACAGCUACUCCCGCUACUCCUGUUGCUGCAGACUCAUCAUCUCCCCCCUCUGCCUCCAUGGCCACCCCAGAUCCAGAGGAGCCUGUGACAGUCACCACGUUACAACCGGCUAAGCUAGAAGAAGAACAAGAAGAACAAGAAGAAGAGGAAGAGGAAGAGCAAAAAGAGGAAUCUUUGCCUGAGGAGGCAACGCCAAAAGCAGAAGUGAAGAAAGCAGAACGUAACACGCCCUCCCCGAUCGACCCAGAAGCCAUUGAGGUGGACAUUAAUUUCCAGCCAGAUCCCACAGACCUGGUCCUGUCCAGCGUGCCCGGGGGUGAGCUGUUCAACCCUCGCAAGCACAGGUUCUCCCAGGAGGAGCUGAAGCCGCAGCCAAUGAUCAAGAAGGCCAAGAAGGUUUUUGUUCCCGAUGAGCAGAAGGAUGAGAAGUACUGGUCAAGAAGAAAGAAGAACAAUCUGGCAGCGAAGCGUUCCCGCGAUGCACGCCGCCUUAAGGAGAACCAGAUCACCGUGCGUGCAUCCUUCCUGGAGCGUGAAAAUGCUGCUCUGAGGCAGCAAGUGGCUGAGCUGCGGAAGGACUGCGGUCGCUGUAAGAACGUCCUGGCUCGAUACGAAGCCAAGUACGGCCCACUGUAAAAAAAUAAAUAAAUAACAGAAAAAAGGAAAAAAAGAAAACUCACAAUAAAACCCAUGACGAGACAAAAGCAGAACUCCCUUCCCCGCAAAUUUCAACACAGAUAUAAACACCUAAGGAAUCUAAAUUUGCACUGUUGUCUUUGCUGACCUCCAGUCACUGUGUUCGGCUCCAGUUUCUAACACGACGCUGGAGUUUUGGAUACACACUGGCAGACAGUGAGGCAUGAUGGGAGCGGUGGUCACAGGAAGGCCUGUGGAGAGCGCCUGGCUCCUACACUCGGAGAGGAAGUGGACCGUUCUGGAUUCUCCCAUGGUCAAACACACAUGGAAAAUAUGGUCGUCUCGAGAAAAGUUCAAAGAGAGUCACGCGACAUGAAAAGAGCGGGUCGGUUAGAAAGAAUCACACGCUUUCAAAUUCGAUACAGCAGUUUCCGUCAGAGCACAGCACACCUUAAUGGACCAAAGCACGAGUAGCGUCAGUCAGAAGUUGUGUAUUUAGAAAGGUGCACAUGUGCACCUGUUUUCCUUGUGUUGCACUUAAUUAGGAGGCUCAGAAGAAGAAGAAUAUUUACUAAAGUGUAGCAGUGUAGGAGAGGAACAGAUGAAAAGUGAGCCGGAGUCAGGUUCAAGGUGGUACUCCCAGUCUGGAGAAGGUAAGAGGGGGGAGACCUCAGGAAAGGGGUGGUCCAGUCAGAGUUCUUCCGUCACACAAGCACGCCUCUGCACACUCUUUAAAAACAACUGUUAUGUAUAUAUAAUCAUCUCUCUGCACCAUUUUUAUAGUGUAUAAUCCAUUUUGCACUUUUUCAUUAAAAAAAGAAAACACACACGUGGUGUGUGGAGAUUAAGCUGGUAGCAGCUGUCUACCUUAUUAACAAUGAUCACAGUGGGAGCUGUUUUAAUGGUAGCAUACUAAUGAAAAUGCAAAGUAGGUCUAAAGUUUAAAGCUUCUGUGAUUUUUAACAUCUUUUUUCUACUAAGAUCAGCUUCCAGAGCCUCAAAGAUUCAGUGAAGGAGCAGAUUGUUUUAUAUAUGGGGAAAGAGUAGUAGUUUCUGUCUGUGGGUUACUGUUAAGGGCAUGCUGUGCAUUUGAUCUCCAAGGCCUUCGAUUGUAGAGGGGUAUGUUCACAUGUACAGUACUACGCACAUGUCUUGUGCCACCCUUCAUUUCCUAAAAUUUUGCUCAUAAAGUGGGAUAUAGAUGCAGGAUUUUAUUGACCUGUGCAAACAUACAUGGAAAUACAGUAUCUAAGACAAAAACAGAGUUUUUAUAAUUGUAACCAGCUUGAAAGUUGAUAUUUGGAAGGAUCACCUUAUUCUUCAACACAGCCUGAUCUCUCUUAGGCAGCUUUCUUCUCAUUUCUUUAAGUCGUCUUCAGGAAUAGUUCUCCAGGACAUUUAAAGCUCUUCUUUGGAUGUUUCUGCUGUUUUGGUCUGUCCUAUGUUAACAUGACUCUACACUGCUUCAAUAAUGUUGAGGUCUGAGCUCUGGGGAGGCCAAUCCAUGACUGAUGUUUUUCUAUUUGAGUAUGCUUUCACUGCGUUGUUUGAGAUGAUUGCCAUUCUGAAAAAUGAAGCUGUUUCCAAUUACAACACUUUCCACGUAGUAUUUUAUGAUGGCUCAAAAUCUAACAGUACUUUUCUGCCUUCAUAAUUUAAUCAAUAGUAACAAGAUCUGAAAACUGUUUAAUGCCCAUCAAACUGUUACUUUUGAUCUUUUGCGUAGAUUCAACAAAAAAAUUUAAACAAGUAUGUGUUUUGUGACAACUGCUAGUAACAAAAAUACAAUUUAAAAUGGGUUCUUUGCUAAUUUGUCUGUCAUCUGUAAACUUUUUAAUACUGGCCUUUUUUAAUACUUAAUAAAUUCCUCUGAAAAUUGUCUGGUACGAGGACUGAACUGGAAUAGUGAAAAAGCAGCCAGUGUCAAAAAAACAACUUUGAAAGAGCUUUUUAGAAAUCCUGGAGAACUAUUGCUCAAGACUACUUUAAACAAUAACAAAAUGUGGCUCCUUGAAAGCAAAAUAUAAAGAAAUGAGGGGUGGGUUUAAGAGUUUUUCACAGUGCUGUUGGGAUGUUUAUUUACUGCACACUGCAGUUAGUGUGCUAGAGUCACUGCCUGCCUAACGGUGUAGAGAGAACUGGAUUGAUUGGUUGCUUUUUGUUUUUUAUCUUAAGCAGGCUCAAAGUCGGCUGUUUCUGAACCUUGUAAAUAUGUCUCCUGGUCUUUAUUUUGCUAAGACGGGGACUCUGUGUCUUUAUUAACCCUACAAUAUUCCUUAUAUUUGCCAAAUAGUUGAAUGAGUGCUGUAUUUAUUCUUGGGUAAUAAUGCAUUUGUUGAUUGUGAUGUACAAACAAUGUGUCAGAUAAUUUUAUUUCUUUUUAGGAACAAUACCUAUAUAAUGAAACCAAUGACAAAGCAGGGAAUUCAAAGGGUAAACUGUGCUUUUGGAUGUUUGUUUUAAAAACAGGUUUAUAUAGUAAUGUGGGCUUUAUUUUUUUGGGGUGGGGUGUUGUGUUCUGAACACACAAAGGACAGGGUGCACUCUCCUUUACCUCAUCCAACACUUGCUACUGUGAAAGGUAAAACAUGGAGCAUGGCUACAAAGUGUUGGUUGAAGCAAAGAACACGUACAAAGCAGCUUAGCUCCAUUUGGCAAAACCUUAAAUCCGACUUUAUAAACUGAGUUCUUUCCGCCAAAGCGUCUGUGUGAAUCUUGAUUAGUAAAUAUGUUGCAGACUGUUAUGGGACUCUGUAUCUCAAACUUAUAAUUUUUUUGAUUUUUAUCAGCCAGCUUGUGCUCAUAAUCCUGGAAAGAAAAUAAAUGUGGCAAUAAUACUCUGUUAUGUAAUGCUAGUUUGAUUUCAGUAGUGAUGUUGUAUGUAUACUUACUAUGAUGUACUAAAUAGAAAAGCCCCAAAGUCAUUCGUGCUUCCAGUUCUCAAUUCUCUGUAGUCCGGGAUCUUAAUGCAUGAAACCCAGUAAACCUGUCUGUCUCUC
Pelmatolapia mariae (spotted tilapia) is the source of this 4604-nucleotide messenger RNA. Its product is annotated as thyrotroph embryonic factor-like. Bases 484 to 1605 code for a protein of 373 amino acids. Lineage: Eukaryota; Metazoa; Chordata; Actinopteri; Cichliformes; Cichlidae. Gene Ontology annotation, biological process: regulation of transcription by RNA polymerase II. The record is from RefSeq and is a predicted model, not a curated record. Gene Ontology annotation, cellular component: nucleus. The transcript is spliced from 4 exons. Gene Ontology annotation, molecular function: RNA polymerase II cis-regulatory region sequence-specific DNA binding; DNA-binding transcription factor activity, RNA polymerase II-specific.